UAAUAAAACUGUCUGCCAUUUAUUACAUGUCAGUUUUUAGAGCCAGCACAAAGGGAAACGUGAAUUUUUACAAGCAUAGCUUUAACCCUUUAAAAUCCACUAUUAAAAUCAACCACUUCUAGCUUGUGUUACAGGUUAUAUAUGGGAUAAAAGUGCAUAUGAAAAAAAAUCCUACAUACGCACUCAUCGGCCACUUUAUUAAGUACAUCUAGUUAGUACUGGGUUGGACCCCCUUUUCCUCCAGAACUGCCUUAAGUCUUCAUGGCAUAAAGUCAACAAGGUGCUGAAAACAUUCCUCAGAGAUGUGGCUCCAUAUUGCCAUGAUAGCAUCACAGUUUCUGUCAGCUGCACAUCCAUCCAUCUCCCACAUCCCAAAAGGCGCUGUACUGGAGUGAGAUCUGGUGACUGUGGAGGUUAUGUUAUGUUAUUCUGCUGGAGGCAGUCAUCCUAAGAUUGAUACACACUGGUUAUAAAAGGCUGAACAUGGUAAGAUUGUGCAUUUAAAAAUGCUUAAUUGGUGCCAAGAGGGCCAAAGCGUGCCCAGAAAAUAUCCACCACUUCAGUUUGAACUUCAGUUUUCACAUUGCUUAAAUGCACUGAGUUUUCAUUAUGCGAUUGGCUGAUAAGAAAUUUGCAUUAACAAGCAGUCAAACAAGUGUCCCCUAAUAAAAUGACUAGUUAGCCUAUAAUCUCCAUCAGCUUGUUCAUCAGUUUAUAAGAUUUAGUACAAUGCUUCAGCCUCAGUGGACUGUAGUCACUCCAGCUGUCCAGCCAUUCAUUUUCCUAAUCAAAUUUUGGUCUCAGGCAAGGCAGACUGACCUGGCUGAUAGGAGAGAGGUGAGACGGAAGCGCCUAUAGAGGAGCAUGUCUGUGGUUCCGAGUGUGGGAGGAGACUGGAGCACACAGGGAGAACCUGUAAACUCCACAGAGAAACACUCCAGCCGACCAGGAAGUGAGUGCUAACAUCUGCACCACUGCGUAGUCCUCUCAUCCUGCCACUGAAAUUGAGACAGAGAGAGAGAGAGAGAGACAGAGGGAGGGAGGAACAGCCACCUAACAAGUGCCAAACUUGAGGCCAACCUCUCCUCCCAUCUCAUUCUUUCCUACAUGGGCACUCUGAUGGGUUUGCAGACAGCUCAGUUUGCAGACUGAAGAGAGAACCAAGACGAACACUGGGAUCACGUAAGGAAAUCGUCAAACUACUCUACAAAGAUCUCCAGAGAUUUCUCAUCCUCUAACAAACUUUAAAAAGCAAAAUAAGAAAGUUGCAAUGGCGACACCCAAAAACACUCCACGAGGUGCAAACACACCACUUUCUCCCAACCGGAUCACCCGUCUCCAGGAAAAGGAGGACCUCUGCAACCUCAACGAUCGACUGGCCGUCUACAUCGACAAGGUCCGCUCUCUGGAGGCUGAGAACGCCGGGCUGCGUCUGCGCAUCACCGAGUCGGAGACAGAGGUCAGCCGGGAGCUGACGGGUCUGAAGGCCGCCUAUGAGACGGAGCUGGCAGAUGCCCGCCAGACACUGGACUCGGUGGCCAAAGAGCGAGCACGGCUGCAGCUGGAGCUGGGCAAGCUGCGAGAGGACCACAAGGAGCUGAAAGCCAGGAACACUAAAAAAGAGUCAGAACUGGGGGGAGCCUUGCAGAGGCUCAAAGACCUGGAGGCUCUGCUUAAUUCGAAGGAUGCUUCCUUGACUACGGCUCUGGGAGAAAAGCGUAACCUCGAGGUGGAAAACAGGGACCUGAAGGCGCAGGUUGCCAAGUUGGAUACCAGCUUGGCCGAUGCCAAGAAGCAGCUGCAGGAUGAGAUGCUGAGGAGGGUGGAUGGAGAGAAUCGCAUCCAGACUCUGAAAGAGGAGCUGGAAUUUCAGAAGAACCUUCACUCUGAGGAGCUACGGGAGGUAAAGAGGCGUCAUGAGUCCCGCAUGGUUGAACUGGAUAAUGGCCACCAGCAGGAGUUUGAAUGCAAACUGGCUGAGGCACUGGCGGAUAUGCGCAACCAGCAUGAGCUGCAGAUUAAAAUGUACAAGGAUGAGAUCGAGAAGACCUACAACACCAAGCUGGAGAGUGCUCGUCAGUCAGCAGACAGGAGCAGCCACCUGGUUGGGGCAGCACACGAGGAGCUCCAGCAGAUCCGAGUACGCCUGGAGUCCACGUCGACUCAGCUCAGCCAGCUACAGAAACAGCUGGCAGCUCGUGAGGCAAAGAUCAGGGACCUCGAGGAUGCUCUGUCGCGGGAGCGGGACAGCACGCGUCGCCUUCUGGGUGAGAAGGAUCGAGAGAUGGCAGAGAUGAGGCAGCAGAUGCAGCAGCAGCUCGAUGAGUAUCAGGAACUCCUCGAUGUUAAGCUGGCCCUGGACAUGGAGAUAUGCGCCUACAGGAAGCUGCUGGAGGGAGAAGAGCAAAGACUGCGUCUUUCGCCCAGCCCUCCUCCUACCAGGGCGGCGGGAAGUCGAUCCUCUACUUCUGGAGCUCUCUCUCGAUCUAUCCACCUCAGCGCUCAGAACUCCCCUGCUAAGAGACGUCGCCCUAACGACACCGACAGCGAGGCCUCCAGCUUCGCCGGUGGAGCCGUUUCCCGCACUCGCAUCACCCAGCAGGCCUCGGCCAGUGGACGUGUCACUGUGGACGAGGUGGAUCUGGAUGGGAAAUAUGUCAGACUCAGCAACAAAGCUGAUGAGGAUCAGAAUCUGGGGAACUGGCAGGUGAAGCGACAGGUGGGAUCUGGCACUCCCAUCGCCUUCAAGUUCCCAGCUAAAUUCACCUUGAAGGCUGGUCAGAGGGUGACGAUCUGGGCCUCUAAUUCUGGUGGAACUCAUAAUCCUCCAUCUGACCUGGUGUGGAAGAAUCAGCCCUCCUGGGGCACCGGAGACCUCUUCCAGACUACUUUGAUCAGCACUAACGGAGAGGAAAUGGCAAUGAGGAAGGUCACCCGCACUCAGUUUGAAGAAGAAGAUGAUGACAUGCAGGUGGCUCACAGCACCUGUGGGGACGGCGAGUACAACCUGCGGAGCCGGACGGUCGUGUGCGGCUCAUGCGGACUUCCUUCAGAUAAAUCCAGCAACUGCUCCGUGUCCUCUGCUUCCCGAUCCUUCCGCAGCGGAGGCAUCUCCGAGGGUUUACUGCCCCACUCCUACGUGUUCAGCACGAGCACACCUCGCAAGACUGGAGGCAGAAUGGAGAGCUGUCCAAUCAUGUGAAGCCCUGGGGCCACUACACUACAUUUUCUAUAGCUUCUUAGGUAUCAGUUGUUGAGUUGUCUGGUAUAGUUUUUAGUUCAGUUUAUGUACUUUCAAUUUAAUUUCAAGUUAUUGAAUGCCAGAAAAUGUUAUACUGCUUUUUAUAAUGUACAUAUGCAUGAAUAAGAAUAAUUUUUCCAGAGCCUAAAGGUUAAUUUGGGGUUAGCUUUGUUUGUUUGUUUUUAUAUUAGGGACAUUUAAGGUUGGAAAAUGUAAACCAGUUACUUUAACAUUCAUUCGUUUUAAAAACUUAAUUCAAAUUAAUUUCAUUAUAACCUAUAGACACUCUGACACAGCGGGGUUGUGAUCAGUUUACAAUUUUACCAAAAUUGAAAACUUUAUUUUGAAAACUUUUUUUUUUCAUUAAAUCUUCUUACAUGGUGAAGGUAAAAUGAACCCAACCUUGCUACAGAUCUACAGAAUAUUGUCGGGGUUUUUUAUUAAAAUGAAUAAA
Molecule: messenger RNA, 3695 nt
Organism: Pelmatolapia mariae (spotted tilapia)
Lineage: Eukaryota; Metazoa; Chordata; Actinopteri; Cichliformes; Cichlidae
Product: lamin-A-like
Exons: 14
Coding region: 1271-3202 (643 amino acids)
Biological process (GO): nuclear pore localization; protein localization to nuclear envelope; nuclear envelope organization
Cellular component (GO): nuclear envelope; nuclear lamina
Molecular function (GO): structural constituent of cytoskeleton
Source: RefSeq, a predicted model, not a curated record